Molecule: messenger RNA, 423 nt
Organism: Zingiber officinale
Lineage: Eukaryota; Viridiplantae; Streptophyta; Magnoliopsida; Zingiberales; Zingiberaceae
Product: tetraspanin-12-like
Exons: 2
Coding region: 1-423 (140 amino acids)
Biological process (GO): auxin-activated signaling pathway
Cellular component (GO): plasmodesma; plasma membrane
Source: RefSeq, a predicted model, not a curated record
AUGACAGAUACUUGUGCGACCGGCGAGGAUGGUGGUGGCAUGAAGGCGAUUGGCGGUGCAGAGAUUGUUCCUGACGGUAGACCGGACAACGAUGGAGUCCGGUCGGAGGAUACGGAAUCUGGUUGCUGCAAACCUCCGAAGUACUGCAAAUUCAAGAACACGAACGCAACAUCGACGAUCCCUGAUUCCGCAACCGCUUCGUCGUCCCCUGAUUGCUUAGCGUGGAGCAACAACCUGCACCAGCUCUGCUACUCUUGCAGCUCGUGCAAGGCGGGCGUCGUCGCAGUUCUUCGACGCGGAUGGAAGAAGCUCACCAUUGCCAACCUCAUCCUCCUCAUCGUCGUCAUCAUCAUGUCCUCUCUCACGUGCUGCGCGUUGAGGAACAACAGGCGCCGGCGUCACGUAACUGGAGCUCACCCUUGA